GAGCCCAGGGCUGCGCAGUCCGACGCGGACCGGGGCGUGAGCGAGCCACCCGGACUUGCUGCAGCGCGGAGCCAAAGCCAAGCCAGCAGCACAGGCGUCUUCCGAGACUCGUCUUCUGAGGAACCGCUCCGGAAAACACUGUCCUGGUCCAAACCCGUCACUGGACAGGGGACUCUGGGACCUGAAGGAUGGGGGCGGCCUGCAUCAAAGUCACCAAGUACUUCCUCUUCCUCUUCAACCUGCUGUUCUUCAUCCUGGGCGCGGUCAUCCUGGGCUUCGGCGUGUGGAUCCUGGCCGACAGGAGCAGCUUCAUCUCAGUCCUGCAAACCUCCUCCGGCUUCCUCAAGACGGGCGCCUUCGUCUUCGUCGGCGUGGGGGUGGUCACCAUGCUCAUGGGCUUCCUGGGCUGCCUGGGUGCUGUCAACGAGGUCCGCUGCCUGCUGGGGCUGUACUUUGCCUUCCUCCUCCUGAUCCUCGUCGCCCAGGUGGCCGCCGGGACCCUCUUCUACUUCAACGUGGGCCAGCUGAAGCAGGAGAUGGGCGACGUGGUGGGGAGGCUCAUCCGGACCUACAACGCCAGCGGCCAGGACAACCUGCAGGAGGCCUGGGACUACGUGCAGGCGCAGGUGAAGUGCUGCGGCUGGGUCGACUUCCACAACUGGACGGACAACGCGGAUCUCAUGAAUCGCACCGAGCUCACCUUCCCCUGCUCCUGCCAGGCCACCGGGGACGAGGAUGACCCAUUGUCCCAGAAGAAGGGCUUCUGCCAGGCACCGGCCAACAGCACAGCCAACAGCACCACCAGCAGCCCCGGGGGCCGCAACGACCCCGAGCUCUGGCCUGUGUACAAGGAGGGCUGCAUGGAGAGGGUGCAGGCGUGGCUGCAGGAGAACCUCGCCAUCAUCCUGGGCGUGUGCGUGGGUGUCGCUGUCAUCGAGCUCCUGGGGAUGCUGCUGUCCAUCUGUCUGUGCCGGCACAUCCAUUCUGAAGACUACAGCAAGGUCCCGAAGUACUGAAGCCUCUGCCGUCUCACCUCCUUGCUGGUCUCCGAGCUCAGGCCUCCGGGGGGUCUCCUGGCUCCUUCUGCCCCCCACCCAACUCUCUAGGCCCCCUGUCCUGGGCUGGCAGGGAGUGGGGGCUCUCUGGGCCUGGCCCCCUCACUGCCUCUCUGCUUCCUGAUUGAGCCCUGGGGGCUCUGGCCUUCUGCUUCCUGCUGGGGGGGGCCUCUUAGCAACGCGGUGACAGGCUCCCGUGGCCCCCAGCCUGCCUCUCUGCCUCCCCCAGGCCGAGUGUAUCGACGGAGGACAGUGCGUCAGAAACCGGGGAGGUUGGACCAGGCUCCCUGGGACGCCAGGACUGUCCCCUGGGUGGCCGGCUUUCCCCACGAUGACGCUCAUGUCUGGUCUUUCACAUUUGACUGAAGGUAGUGGUGGAGGUUGGCCUCCCCGUCCCCAGGCCUGUCGCGGUCCCAGGCGGGCAGCCGGCUCAGCAGGCCGUGCUCGGGCAGCGCUUGGCCAGUCUGGGUGGGGAGGAGCCGGGGACUGGGCAGAGCGGGGCUGGCCUUUCUUGGCAGC
Marmota flaviventris (yellow-bellied marmot) is the source of this 1574-nucleotide messenger RNA. RefSeq names its product CD82 molecule (gene Cd82). Lineage: Eukaryota; Metazoa; Chordata; Mammalia; Rodentia; Sciuridae. Gene Ontology annotation, cellular component: plasma membrane. The record is from RefSeq and is a predicted model, not a curated record.